GCAGUGAAAUACAUUUAAGCAACAGUUGAAGAGGAGUGUGGCUGAGCCUGGAGGUCGCCCUCAUUCAGCGGGUCGGUGAGACAUUCCAACCCGCUGGAGCGACGCCUUCCUCGGCCUAUGGGAGCGACUCUCCUCGCUGUCUUGCUCCCGGAGAAGGGAGGAGCUAUAACUACUAGGUCAACGUGACAUUUCCGCAUGGCAAUAAAAAUACAUUUCCGAAGACAACAAGGCAGAAGUAGCUCAUGUAAAUAUGUGGUGAACUACUUUCAGUUUUACAAAGUGCCCAAAGUUAUAACAUGUAGAUUCAGUCACAUGAUGCCAAAAGCCUGAGCAGCCACCAGCCGCCUGGUGCCGCCUCUUUUUCUUCUUCUUCUUCAAGGAAACUAACUCACUCCGGAUGAUUUUGAAAGCCAGGGAUUAUUGAGCUGAAAGAGGUGUAAACAUGCUGAAAUUGAAGCCAAAGUUUGACCUGCACAGAGAUGUGGUGUGUGACCUCCUGAGGAAGGAGGCGUCGGUCUGCAGGUUGACAGAAUACUCCGGAGCGGUGGACACUCGUAUCCUAAACAUUGAGAGAGAUGGGGGCAUCCUUUACUCCUGGAAGGGAGCAACAGGGACCACCAGGAUUGGGAAAUAUGAGUCCAACACCAAACAGAACAAGCUCCUGUACACAUUCGACAAGCAGGUGUGUGUCAGCAGCUGUUCCCUUAACAAGGAGGAGACGCUGUUAGCUGUCAGCUUGGCACAAAACACCAGAGGAGAGGAGCGCCUCAAACCAAUAUCCAAGUGUCUAACUCUCCUGAUUGAGAUCCAUCCCAUCAACAACACUAAAGUCCUCAAGGCAGUCGACUGCAGGGUCAAAGUGCAGUUCCUCCAUACAGAAACUGACAGGAGAUCAGUGCCGGAGAGCCACCUGCUGCUGCUGACUGAGGACGGAUAUGUGGAUCUCUACCAUGUUCUGGUGACAAGACAGGAGGGUUAUAGAGUGGUGAUGGCGAAUCCUGAGCGUUUGUCCAAAACGGUAGAGAGAAUAGUGGAGGACUUCAGCUGGGUCCAGUGGGACGGACACACGCAGAGAGUCUACUACGUGACACACACACAGGACAAGUUCCUGAUGCGAUGUGUUCAGUUUUACCCCUACCAUAACUGCGAAACUGUGUUGGAGCUCCCGUUAGAGUUGCCUGCUAAUCUUUUCCGCACAGUCAAGUUUGUAAAUCUAGGUUUUGACCAUUAUCACACGGAGAGACCAGAGCAGGAGCUCGUCAGGAUGAAAGUGUUCACAAACAGAAUAGGAAGCAUGUGUGUGUGCUACAGCCAACCUCUUAAAGACAGACAGGAACUGAUCUACACUGUGGUUUUAGUCAACAAAGACUGCAGAAAGACGUUCAGAGUGUCUCUGGGCAGCGACCAGAAAGACACGCAGCUCCAUCCGCUCUUCAUCCCGAUAGGUUACCACAUGCUGGUGUAUCUGCAGGACUGUUUCCUCCACUGUAUCAACACCAGGCAGCAGGAGAUGCUCUGUCACUCCCUCUUCCUCUCAGGUGUUGACGUGGACUUGGGCCUGCAGUGUCAGUGGGCUAACGUCACAGUGUUGCACUCAGAGGAAGAGUCCAGUGGGAGUCUGUUGGACCUGACCACCGGGAGGAUCCACACCGCUGAGCUCAGCCCUGCCUUCCUGCUGCACAUACUGCGACGAUCAGACACUCCUUCCAGGUGUCCCAGCAGUAAGACUGACCCUCAGCGCCUGGCCGCCCUCCACUGCCUGCUGGUUUACAUGGGAAACGACCCAAAGCUGGAGCUGAAGAUCAUUGAAUGGCUGUGUGACAACGUGAACGCCUUCGAGUCCUUCGAUCAGAUCCAGGAGUUCAUUCUUGCAUCUUUGUACAGAAUAAGCUAUGAGAAGUCUCUCAGCCUGGAUAAAGUCCUGCCUUACUCCUCUGUACUCGACAAGAAGGAGAUAAGAGCGUGUCUGUCGGAGGUCCCUGGUGUGCUGUGCACCACCGAGCUGCAUAUUGAACCCGUGUUCAAAGGCAAGGCCAGAAGUCUCGAGGGUUUCUGGUCGGAGCUGCAGUGGAACACAGACAGGACAAAAUACCUGGAUGAUGCUCCCAACCCCAGAUACAGAACCUCACACAUACAAGCCGAGUGGGAGAAACUGAGAUCCGAGAGGAGGCCAUCCAGCCACAGGGAUCACAUGGAGGAGAACACAAAGAAAGUUCUAUCAAUGGUGGACACCUGGUGUCUCGAUAAGAAGCUGGUGCCACUUUUCCAGGAGGAGGACAAUCAACAGAGGGCGCUCAUAGGCCUGACGGUCGACAAGCUUCGAGAGCAUCUCAACAGACACCUGCCUCGACUGGGGAAGAAGAAGAUUGACUCGCUGGUUGUCAACUACGUCGCCAAACUGCUGGAGCUCAUCAGACACAUGCUGGAGUCCGUCUGGCUGAAGUACAAACUCGGCCCUCGUGCUUUGUGCUUCGCACAUCAGGGCAGUCCAGCUGAGUGGUCCGUGUUUCACUUCAUGUUGCGCAUCCUGGAAGCCACGAGGGGUCUCUGUUUGCCCCUCCCACCUGGCUAUCACACCCUGUUAGCAGUGUUUGCAGUGCGUUGCCUCCCUCAUCACACCUUCCUACAGUACAUUGACCACGGCUUCCUGCAGCUCACUGAGACCUUUGUGUCUCGGCUCAUGACAGAUUUGGACAACGGUGAUGCCAACGAGAGACUGAAGUUCAGCAUACUGAAGAGACUCCCUGAGCCUAUGGAGCAGAGGAUCUACCAUAUGUGGGACCAUCCUGUCAGUUCAGCUUCCAUCUCCAGAGAUUAUACCAGGACGCUGCUGGAGAAGCACAACAAAAACAAGGGAUUUGCAUUCACUUGCAGAGACAAGCCAGGCUUCAGACCCGAGUUUCUGCCUCUUACCUACCUGGCAAAAAUGCUCUCUGAUAUAGAGGAACAAGCCCUGAACCCUUUCGAGGAGCAGGAGAACGUGGACGCCACGUUCGUGGAGGAGACGGCUCUGAAACAGACGCUAAUACUGCUGGGCUUUGAGGACAAAUGAAGGGACGGAUGGAUUGAGGGAGGAAAACGGAUGAGGGGGAAAAUGUGUCUGAGAGAACAGUCAUCAUUGUCUGGGCCUUGAGGAUAAGUGACGGAUGGAUGGAUGGAUGAUGGAGGCACGGAGGACGAGAAGUGAAAGAUGAAUGGAGAGAUUGAAAGGCGGAGAGCACGCUCAUAAACAAGCGCUCACCGUUUGAUGAAAGAUCAGGGCGGGGAUGGAAGGAUGGAUGGAUGGAGACGCCCGGAAAGGGAAGAUGGAGGAGGCAGAAUGGAAGAAAUAGUCACCCUGUUUUCUCACCCAGAACAGCACCAAAAAUGAUAACACAAUAGGGAACAUAGUUAGAUCCAAUUCAAUUUGGGGAAACAUUCUUUCCAAAUUUUUAUUGGAAAUCAAUAACUGCAGGCAGCUAUUUAUGUGAACGGCAGCAGCAACAAUUCUCUCCACAACUUCUCCCAUUUUCUCUCAUGCAAUUUAUGAACAUCGAUGUCAAAUACCACAAACAGCGUUUAUAAAUCAAAUACGCUUGUAACGCCGCUGCGCCCCAUCAACCUGAUUACAUGCUGACAGAAGCUUUGCGGACAGAGUGGCUCGAUAUGGUCAGUCAGUCAAUCUGAUAUUAACUCUGAGUUAUACACACUCUUUACAGCUGAAAGGGGCUCAGUAUAACUCAGACUUAAAAGCUUUUAAAUGA
Sebastes umbrosus (honeycomb rockfish) is the source of this 3743-nucleotide messenger RNA. RefSeq names its product gamma-secretase activating protein. The coding region runs from base 443 to 3052 and encodes 869 amino acids. The transcript is spliced from 34 exons. The record is from RefSeq and is a predicted model, not a curated record. Gene Ontology annotation, biological process: positive regulation of amyloid-beta formation. Gene Ontology annotation, cellular component: trans-Golgi network. Lineage: Eukaryota; Metazoa; Chordata; Actinopteri; Perciformes; Sebastidae.